UCGAUCGGCAAAUCAAUGGCCGACUCGACAUCUCGCCGCCCGUCCGCUCUCCUCCUCGACUCGGACGUGGAGAAGAUCGUGGAGCGCGAGCUCGGCCCCGACGAGUCUCGCGUCACGCGAGCCUGGAGCUUGGACAAGUUGGGCGAGACGAACGGGUUCCUGGGCCAGUACUACACCCUCACCGUCACGGUGGCCACGAAGGGGGACGAGGGGUCCCGUUCCCUGAGAUACUUCGCCAAAACGCCGCCCCCCACCUCGAGCCCCCAAUACGACUUCCUGGUCCGUCACAACACGUUCAACAAGGAGAUCGACGUUUACGGGGUGAUAAUACCCGAGAUGGGGGUUGGGAGCGGGCCGAAAUGGCUGCCCGACUACUACCUGGGCAAGAACGACCGUAUAAUCGUCCUCGAGGACGCGGUGGACAGCGGUUACGCGACGCUUGACAAGUACGCCACUUACGGGAAGGAGCAUUGGAUACUGUUGGCCAGGGCGAUCGCCACCCUCCACUCGAGAUCCUUGAUCCUGGACGAGAGGCUUCGACGCGCCACGGGGAGGACGAUCCUCGACGUUUACGGCCAUCUGUUGGAAGAGGUGGCGUUCAUCGACAGCGAGCCGUUGGCCGCCAAGUAUCUGGCCUCGUGCGUGAAAGGUGCCUGCGCCAUGGUCGACAUGAACGAGGGGUUGAGGGGGGAGAGGGCGGCGGCGAUAAAGGGGUGGAUCGGGGAGUGGGUGCCAAGGCUGCCGGAGCUCGUGGCGCCGUCCGGCAAGUGGAGGAAGGUGAUGUGCCACAGGGACUUGUGGUCCAACAACAUAAUGUUCAAGGCGGACAACGGGGGCAGACCCGUCGGCUGCUACCUCGUCGAUUUCCAAUUCUUGAAGUACGGCCUCCCUGCCCACGACUUCGAGAUCGCUUUAGUUCUCACCACCUCGAGAGCGACGAGACGCGAGUGCCGCCACCUGCUCCUCGACGUUUAUUACGAGACUGUGAGGAGGGAGUUGGCCGGGGAGGGCCUGGUCGCCGAGGAGUGUUUGCCGCGGGAACAAUUGGUGAAGAGUUGCGAGGAGACGAGGAGCAUGGCGUUGGCGUUCGCGGUCGCCAAUAUGCAGGUAAUGCUGCUCUCGAAGCAGGCGGUCGAGGAAUAUUUCGUCGGCUCGACCGAGAAAUUGGAGCACUACGUGUACGGGGAUCGGCGACCGGAUCUCGUGAGGAGCGAGUGCAGGGCGAACGAGAUGUAUCGGAUACGCAUCGGCGAGGUGAUCGAGGAGAUCGGGGAGCUCAUCGCCUCCGAUUCUUAAGGGAAAGUGG
Messenger RNA from Apis florea (little honeybee), 1306 nucleotides. RefSeq lists its product as uncharacterized. The record is from RefSeq and is a predicted model, not a curated record. NCBI's taxonomy places the organism in Eukaryota, Metazoa, Arthropoda, Insecta, Hymenoptera, Apidae.